CUUUUUCAUGCAUAACUGGCUAGUGUCUUCACUCGAUCUCCUACAUUCUCACCACAAUUUUGAGUCUUUUUCUCUCUUUCUUUAUCCCUCCCACACACACACAGAGUCAGAGAGUCACAGACAAUGGGAUCACCUAAAUUUAGAAGCUUUUUUUGUUCAUUUGCUUUUGCUGUUUUGCUCAUUUCUUGCCUUCACCAAAGCGGUGCCAAAGCAGAAGAGUUGAGAAACUUAGGUCAUGAUGAUCAUUUCUUAUCGGAUGGAUGUGAUUUCUACGAUGGAAGCUGGAUUUAUGAUGAUUCUUAUCCUUUGUACAGCCCAGCAGCCUGCCCGUUUAUCGAGGAUGUAUUUAACUGCCAGAAAAAUGGACGGCCUGAUCAUGUUUAUCUCAAAUAUAGAUGGAAGCCUCGCGGUUGUGCAUUACCAAGAUUUGAUGGUCGGGAUUUCGUGAGAAGGUUUAAGGGGAAGAAAAUAUUGUUCGUAGGGGACUCUCUAAGCCUCAACCAAUGGCAGUCGCUCACAUGCAUGCUGCAUGUGUCAGUGCCCCGAACAAACUUUACAAUCUACAGAAAAGGCGAUCUCUCCACGUUUACUUUACAGGAGUAUGGAAUUUCCGUGAAGUAUUCUCGCAAUGCAUUUCUAGUAGAUCUAGUAAAAGAAGAGAUCGGCAGAGUUUUAAAGGUCGACUCCAUUACCAAUGGAAAUUCAUGGAAAGGAUAUGACGUGCUCAUCUUCAACACCUGGCACUGGUGGCUUCAUAAAGGAAGCAAACAACCAUGGGACUACAUUGAAGAAGGAGGCCAGAUACGGAAAGAUAUGAAUCGUCUGGUUGCUUUUAUGAAGGGACUAACAACUUGGUCAAAGUGGGUGGACUCUAACGUUGAUCCUAACAUCACCAAAGUCUUCUUUCAAGGAAUUUCUCCAACCCAUUACAAUGGUAAAGACUGGAAUGACUCAAAAUAUACAACUUGCAGUGGAGAAACGCAACCGAUGAGUGGUUCGACAUAUCCAGGGGGUUCGCCGUCAGCGAGAGGUGUUUUAAAGCAUGUCUUGAACAAAAUUCCAACCGCCGUCACAUUGCUGGACGUGACUACAUUAUCACAAAUGAGAAAAGAUGGACACCCUUCUAUUUAUGGGUUCGACGGGAAAAAGGGAAACGAUUGUAGCCAUUGGUGUCUUGCCGGUGUCCCUGAUACAUGGAAUCAACUCUUUUACGCCAUUCUUGUUAGAGGGGGAGGUUCAAGAAAUUAAUUAACCAAUAUUCUAAACUUCUUUUUUUUUUUUUUUUGGUAAAAAAUAAAAUAAAAUUGUAAACUUUGGUGGUUUAGGGGAGGAAUUUUAUGAUUACUAUAAAGCCAUAGAAGAUCCAUAACAUUAGAGGCAUAAGGAUGAAAUUUUUGAGAAUCUUUCAUAGGAAUGCCAAAUACUUUGAUUGCCUCCAAAUGAUUCUAGCCACAUCACGAUCAAGAAAGAGAUGAUGGAUUGUUUCUAAGCGUUGAUUGCGAAUGGGACAGAACCAAGUCUCUGUAUCAGAAGGACUAAAUUUAUAAAGGGAAAAUUUCACAUUCUUCA
This is a messenger RNA of Alnus glutinosa, 1569 nucleotides long. Its product is annotated as protein trichome birefringence-like 41. Lineage: Eukaryota; Viridiplantae; Streptophyta; Magnoliopsida; Fagales; Betulaceae. The record is from RefSeq and is a predicted model, not a curated record. Gene Ontology annotation, molecular function: O-acetyltransferase activity. Gene Ontology annotation, cellular component: Golgi apparatus. The transcript has 5 exons. The coding region runs from base 124 to 1248 and encodes 374 amino acids.